Molecule: messenger RNA, 1364 nt
Organism: Lactuca virosa
Lineage: Eukaryota; Viridiplantae; Streptophyta; Magnoliopsida; Asterales; Asteraceae
Source: the annotation of a GenBank genome assembly
AACACCUCGACCAGGUUUUCUUCUGGAUUUGGAUUUUCCGAUUUUGGGAUUACCUCAAUUGUUGGUGUCAGGAUCCGACUGCUAGAGUUUGAUCGCAGGGCAAAUAACUUCUCGCCACCACCAUCAGAUAUUGGACAUAGAAGUCAGCAAAAGGGGCAAAAUUCAACCAACUAAACGAACCAAAAAACAAGGCAGGGGCAAAAUUGUCCGGCGGAUUUGAAGAACAAUUUCAAAUUAAGACAGUGCCACUGUUUCAAAUAUGAUGAACAAUCAGAUGUAGCAGAACAUGAAGGACAAAGAUGAUACUUCACUAGAACAAAUUGUCCCUGGAUGGUUUCUAACAUUGUCCACAGAGUGGUUCAGCUUUACCUUUGUAAGUACUACCGUCUUCUUUGGGGACCAGUGGCAGUUGAAGAAGAACAAAAACAGAACCUGGAGUGUUAAAACAGUGAAUACACAUUAUCACCUUGGAAUGUAUAGCGAUCUUAAUUCGGAUUUGGGUUUUCAAUUUGUUAAUGGAAUUUGAUAAUUAGCUCUACGAAAGCAUCCAACAUUCAUCUAAUCCCCCCCGCAACGCGGGGAACCUUCCCUAGUAUAUCAUUAAUUCACAACAUCCUUAUGAACAGUAGGUACUGUUCAUCGGGUUAUAUAGUUACUCCACCAGGGUUACUUUAAUCUCCACCGCCUACUUUAUCUAAUCUGUUCUAAUGAAAAAAAUCCAACAUCCACCGUCUCACGCCUCCGACUUCCAACUGCGACGCCCCCCAAAACCAUCGCUAUCGCCGAAUCCAGCCACCACACCAUUCACAUCGUUCGAUUUCUUCCACCUCCUCCCCUUUUUUAGCAAACGUUUUUUCUUCCUUCAGUGAGGCAAGUAAAAAAAUAAGUGGGGUUCGAGAGACACUGUCAGAGAGAGCUGAGUCUUACUCUUCACCGUCUCUGCUUCCGAGUCGAUGAAGACGGAGAGGCUAUUGUCGGUGGCACUCUUGACGAGGGUCUACCUGAUUGUGAUAUGUUUGUGAAACGAAAACCAACGAUCCUUCGCUUCCAUGGAUUCCGGACGACCGGAAAAAUCUUCUAAACUAGGCUGAAGAAAUUGUCGCAUGAAAAAGAGCCACUUCUUAUUCCCUGAUGUGUCGCUUCCAUGUAAUGGAUUUCAUAGAUGCAUCAAAGUUUCAUGGUAUACUUCUAUUUGGAUUUCAACAAAUCUCUGGUGGGAAUGCUCUUCCUAUUUGGAUUUCAUAGAAGCAACCAAACAGGCGAUAUGUUUGGUGUUGGGUGAACAUAGAACUGUAUAUGGUAAAUACUGUGAUAGCUUGAACUCUCUUUGGUGGCUAUCAUCUCGGUUCAUCCAUAUGCAAUAA